GAGAGUGUCUGUGUCUGUGUGAGAGUGUGUAUGUGUGGGAUUUGCACACAGACUCCUGAGCUGAUUAUCAGGCUGCACGCUGAUCCCCCAGCAGGGCUCUCUCCUACCCUACAGCAGAGAGGACAUUUAAAUUCUCAGCAGAGGGACAUUUAAAUUCUCAGCAGAGGGACAUUUAAAUUCUCAGCAGAGGGACAUUUAAAUUCUCAGCCCAGGGGUGUGGAGCAGCCAACAUGUUGCUCACGGUGCCUAUGGGACCUCUCUGAAGCCUGGGGAUCACUUUGAGGGUCGGACACAAGUCACCCAACCAACUGGGCACAUCCACCUAUUUUUGUUUUUUUUAGCGUGUGUCACCGCUAGUAUUUUGGUGGUGGGGAGGGUGUCCUACAAGUUUUUGUUUAAGGCUUGUGCUGCUGGUGGAGGAGUUCGGAGCAUGGGAAGUACAGUCAUGGACACCAAGAAGAAAAAGGAUCUGCCCAGGAAGCCCUCCAGCCAGAAGAAGAAGAUGCUGAGAGUCCACAUCCCUGACCUCAGUUCCUUUGCUAUGCCGUUUUUGGAUGGAGAUUUGGAUAAUGCAGAGAAAAAUUCCCAGCGCAAGGCAGAGGAGCCUUGUAGUACUGGAAGCCCAUCCAAAAGCUUUUACCCCCGAAGCCUCCAAAACCAGCCAUCGAGUCCGGUAUCUGCCCCGGUCAAAAUGAAGUGUAGCCCCGGAUCUCCCAAGACCGUCUUUCCCUUCCCAAAUCAGGAGUCCCCCCCUCGCUCCCCCCGUCGGAUGAGCUUCAGCGGCAUCUUCAGAUCUUCCUCCAAAGAUUCUUCUUCUCCCAACUCCAACCCGUCUACCUCACCUGGCGGAAUCCGAUUCUUCACGAGGUCGAGGAAAACCUCAGGACUCUCCUCCUCCCCAUCCACUCCCACACAAGUGACCAAGCAGCCCAUCUUCCCCCUUGAAUCCUACAAACAUGAGCCAGAACGGUUAGAGGCCAGACUGCGCUCUUACUCCUCACCUCCAGACACUGGACAGAGGUUUUCAUUACCUCACUUGCCCAUAACUGUGACAAAGUCCUCAGUCGUGUCAUCAUCCCUCAGCGCUACCUCAAGAACAGCUCAAAGCACCACUGAAGGCAUGCUGGAGAAACUAGAGCUGGAAGAUGAAGCUGUUGAAGAAUCCGAGAGUGACAUAUAUACGCGCUUCAUGAAAUCACACAAGUGCUACGACAUUGUCCCGACCAGCUCCAAACUUGUUGUAUUCGACACUACGUUACAAGUAAAGAAGGCUUUUUUUGCCUUGGUAGCCAAUGGCGUAAGAGCUGCUCCUCUAUGGGAAACAAAACACCAGAGUUUUGUAGGUAUGUUAACAAUUACAGAUUUCAUUAAUAUAUUGCAUCGAUAUUACAAGUCUCCAAUGGUACAGAUUUAUGAGCUAGAAGAGCACAAGAUUGAGACUUGGAGGGAGCUGUAUUUACAGGAGACGUUCAAGCCUCUAGUGAACAUUUUUCCAGAUGCAAGUCUCUUCGAUGCCGUGUAUUCAUUGAUAAAAAAUAAAAUCCACAGAUUGCCUGUUAUUGACCCAGUCAGUGGAAAUGCACUUUAUAUACUUACUCACAAAAGAAUCCUCAAGUUCCUUCAGCUUUUUGUGUCAGAAAUGCCAAAGCCUGCCUUCAUGAAACAGAAUUUAGAGGAGCUUGGGAUCGGCACAUACCACAACAUUGCCUUCAUUCAGCCCCACACUCCUAUUAUUAAAGCUUUGAAUAUAUUCGUGGAGAGAAGAGUCUCGGCGUUACCAGUGGUGGACGAGUCUGGAAAAGUCGUAGAUAUUUAUUCCAAAUUUGAUGUCAUUAACCUCGCUGCUGAGAAAACCUACAACAAUCUGGAUAUCACAGUGACGCAGGCCCUCGAACACCGAUCGCAGUAUUUCGAAGGAGUGGUGAAGUGCAGUAAGCCGGAGACACUGGAGACAAUUGUGGAUCGGAUAGUUAAGGCAGAGGUGCACAGACUGGUAGUCGUAGAUGAAGCAGACAGCAUUGUGGGAAUUAUCUCUCUCUCAGACAUUCUACAGGCCUUAGUGCUUUCCCCAGCAGGUGCCAAAAGGAAGGAGAGUGAAGCAGAAUGACCGUCGUGAAUGCAGAACGUAUAUAAAUAUAUAUAUAUAAUAUAUAUACAUUUUUUUAAAAAGAAGAACUUGAAUGAUGUUUUUGCGUCAAUCUUUCGCCUCAGAAACCCUGACUGCAAUAGACAAACACGACUGGACUGGAACGUGCACAGGACUGAUAGACUCUUGUACUGGCCCAAUGCGGCCACACGCUCAUUUACUGGUGGGAAAUGGUUGUUGGUUUUUUUUUUUUUUUUAAUUUUUGGCAUAUGGAAAAUGAGGCCCUUGUGCUUCACGUCUGACUUUAUGAUUGUCAUGUCACCUAAUAAGCUGUAUGCGAAGGCAUGCUCAUAGCAUAGUGCUCUGUAUCAGUCCAAAAGAGCUUUGCAUUAUGGGAUGCAAUGUCGGUGGGUUUGGGGAACUGGUGGGCGCAAAGCAAGACACUGUACUGAAUGUGAAAGGACUGUCAACUAAAGCCACAUUAGGUUUCAGUUAAUGUUAAACUUAUUUAGGUGUAUAAUGCAAUUGCCAGUUACCUGCAAAAGGGCCAAGAAUUGCACAUCUCUGGUUCACAGCAAGGGGGCGCUGCUGCACCUCUCUCUCUGCUGCACCUCUCUCUCUGCUGCAGCUUACUCAUCAGGCAAGGCAUAAAUACAUAGACAUAACAGGUGACGGCAGCAAUUGCUCGAUAGAUGUGGCUUUACGUCAGGUUCAUUGUUCAAUUUAGAGCCCAAAUAUACGAGACACUGAACAAUAAUACCAGUUAUUUAUUUUUACUUUAAAUAAAAAGAAAAAAUUACAAAAAAAACCCAAUUUUUUUUUUAUUUUUACACAGUUCUGGUGAACGAUAAAAGCUUUUUGCCAUAUCAUUAAUAAACUGUCUAUUGUUAGAAAAAAAAAAAAAAAAA
Messenger RNA from Xenopus laevis (African clawed frog), 2994 nucleotides. RefSeq names its product protein kinase, AMP-activated, gamma 2 non-catalytic subunit S homeolog (gene prkag2.S). Lineage: Eukaryota; Metazoa; Chordata; Amphibia; Anura; Pipidae. Gene Ontology annotation, molecular function: protein kinase binding; AMP binding; protein kinase regulator activity. The record is from RefSeq and is marked provisional. Gene Ontology annotation, cellular component: cytoplasm; nucleus; nucleotide-activated protein kinase complex.